CUAACGCACCCAUCUGCAUUGCCUUCUCUGAAAUUAUUAAACAUACAGUUAAAUUCAGGUAAGACCCUAAGAAGUAGAAAAUGUUCGAUAACCAACACGAUUAGAUUGCACAUCGCUGGCAGUUAAAGACCAGUUAUAUGCAGAGCUGGCUUCAGCAAUCGAUACCAACAAUUCAGCAAUCGAUACUGCCAAUUCACUGGUAUCGAUCCCGCAUAUAAGUUAACAGGCACCAGAAUCGCGUUGCUAGAGGCUGUAGUAACAAUCAAACCAGUGGCUGGAGAGAGAUACACAAACUUCUUAGGUUUGACCGAGGGAGGUUAAGUAAUGGCCAACGGGAGUGUACUCCCGCCCGCCGGACAAGAUGACCAGGGCACGGGGCACGGGACCCGCCCGCCCCUGCGUCGCUCGGACUCCCGUAAGAUGCCCGCUCCGCCGGCCACGGCGGUCCGCAAGCGGGUAGGAGGCUACUUGGUAGGGUAGACAGUUGGUGAAGGGUCGUUUGGCAAAGUGCGGAGUGGAACCCACACACUGACUGAGGAAAGGGUCGCUAUGAAAAUCAUCGACAAGAAGCUCAUCGCCAAGCGAGAGUACGUCCGGAAGAACCUCCGCCGAGAGGCCGUGGUCCUCCAGCGGCUGACCAGCCACCCGAACAUCAUUCGCCUGUACGAGGUGCUGGAGACGGCCAACAACUACUACCUGGUCACGGAGUUCGCCGAGGGAGGGCCGUUCAUGCGCUACCUGUGCGACAGGAAGCGGCUGAGCGAACGGGAGACGAGGAAGUUCAUGCGGCAGUUGGUGUCAGCGGUAGACUACAUGCACCAGGCGGACGUGGUCCAUAGGGAUAUCAAAAUUGAAAACUUUCUCUUAGACGAGGAUUUAAACCUGAAAGUGAUUGAUUUUGGCCUGAGCAAUAUCUUAGGACCAGACGGUCUCUUGAAAACCCAGUGCGGAUCCCCCGCCUAUGCAGCACCCGAGAUCUUCUGCAAUGCCAAUUACACCCCUGCUGUCGAUGUCUGGAGCAUAGGAGUAAACAUGUACGCCAUGUUGACGGGCGAGCUACCGUUUACUGUUGACCCACCCACCAACAUGACGAAGCUGCACGCUAAAAUCAUUCUUGGUUGUACAAUACCAGAGAACCUGACUCGUGAUUGCAGGGACCUUCUAGGUAAACUACUCACCGCGAAUGAGACUGAGAGGAUAACACUUCGUGACGUCAUGCGCCAUCCGUGGAUGAACAGGGGCUACACACGCAGACUCUGUCCUGCACAGUUCCCCAACCGACUCACUGACACGCAACUCGACGCCAAUGUAAUCUCCUCGCUGGUAGCCAGCGGGUUCGGCGAAUCUGCCGUAAGAGAGGCAGUAACACAGAACAGGCCGAUCGCUGAGACGGCUGGAUACCAUCUCCUACGGAGCCGCGUUGCCAAAGGAUGGGGCUAUCCCGAAGGAACUGCGCCAACCACGACCGAGAGCGGAGGAAGUGACGGGGAUGACGUCAUCGACCUUGAAUCCGAUUCGCUGGUUUUCACUCCGGUACCGGCACAACAAACGGGGAGGACCUCCCGACCCAACAGCAGCGCCGGUUCGCGAACGGGUAGUAGCUCAAAGAUGGAUCUGGAAAGAGCAAAAUCGCAGUUGGCUCAGAACCGGCAGGUUGCGGAGCAGGAAAGUCGAUUGAAGAGCGCCCCCACACCCAACAAGAAACACACCGGUCCGCUCUUAGUUGACGCGCGAAAACCAAAGGCAAAUACAUGCGAUGAAAUUCCAGCAGCGACACGAGAAGUCAUCCUGGAAGACAUGCGACAGAAACUGGCUCCACAUAUAAAAAAUGAUUCAAACAACAACGAAAUGAAAACCACAGAAGAAUGCCCCCUGAUAAUCAUUACGUCACUAGACGAAAACUCCAAUCCUGAGAAGAAAAUCCAUUCCUCAAUGAACGUGACAUUCACAGAAAAGACGAAAAGCACAGCUGGAAAAGAAAAUGACCGAAUGGGGCAGAAGCCUCAGAUCUCCGGUACUCCGGAGCAGAGAGAACCGCCAGUGGAGCGUCCGCAGACGGUGCGGGAGCGGACGGCGCCGAGUCCCGGUAGGACCGCUGUCGAGCAGGGCUGUAUGAUUAUCGUCAACGGUAAACUGGCCAAAGGAAACCUCUACUCAGACGCCCUAAGGCAACAGCGUUCUGCGUGGACCACGACUCCUGAGGAUACUCCCACCAUGCCGGUCCUGGGUCUGAGAACUGGCGAUUUGAGGAGAGGACCGGGCUUGCGCCGGUCUCGAACUGACCCUGGGACUUACUCCGUUUCACGGGGAACGGAGAGGGGGACUUUCACACCGCUGCCGAGGAAGGCAGCUGGGAUGGUGCCUUAUCAAAACCAUGGUGCUUUCCCAGCCCACCGGCUCGGCCUGUACUACUCGACCACCAGACAACUCCGUCACUACCCCGGUGUCCCACAUCACAGCAGCGGCAGCGUUGGUGUCCUGCCCAGUCACACUCAGUCUCAGGGAAUCGGAAGGGCGCGGUCGCAUACCGCUCCUAACGGCCGGCCACACCUGAGCCUACACGGGGCACCGGUGCGUAGCGCCCCGCUGCCUGGGAACAAGACAUCUGCUGCUGGACUGAGUGCGAGUGGGAAGGAUCUGACAUUGCCCAGGAUACACCUGGACCGUGUUGGUUGCCAAUAAAUUCAAAAGCACCGCCAUUGCUGCAUAAACAAAUUGCAGAUAGCAAGACGAAAACUCUUCAACUAAUGGACGGAAUAUAAUAGGCGCAGAACCUUAUUAUGCAAUUAUGUAAAUUCUGUUUUUAUGCGUUUAUAGGCGAUUUAAAGCUGAUCAGAAUAAACAUCGAUUUGUGAAAAACAUGA
Molecule: messenger RNA, 2864 nt
Organism: Patiria miniata (bat star)
Lineage: Eukaryota; Metazoa; Echinodermata; Asteroidea; Valvatida; Asterinidae
Product: serine/threonine-protein kinase par-1-like
Exons: 7
Coding region: 550-2682 (710 amino acids)
Biological process (GO): intracellular signal transduction; protein phosphorylation
Cellular component (GO): cytoplasm
Molecular function (GO): protein serine/threonine kinase activity; ATP binding
Source: RefSeq, a predicted model, not a curated record